This is a messenger RNA of Morone saxatilis (striped sea-bass), 2512 nucleotides long. RefSeq names its product interferon regulatory factor 5 (gene irf5). Gene Ontology annotation, molecular function: RNA polymerase II cis-regulatory region sequence-specific DNA binding; protein binding; DNA-binding transcription factor activity, RNA polymerase II-specific. Gene Ontology annotation, biological process: immune system process; regulation of transcription by RNA polymerase II. The record is from RefSeq and is a predicted model, not a curated record. Gene Ontology annotation, cellular component: nucleus. Lineage: Eukaryota; Metazoa; Chordata; Actinopteri; Moronidae.
AUGACGAUUAAAAUUGGCAUCCAGCCCGGAGGGAUCCGCCUGCAAGCCCUGUUGCUGGCUCAGGUGAACAGCGGCAGGUAUCCUCGGUCUACGAGUGGCUCAGUCCAGGACCCACCGACUUUCCAGAUCCCCUGGAAGGCCAUGCUACACGCCACACGCCAACAUCAGGACGAGAAAAACACAAUUUUCAAGGCGUGGGCUCUGGAGACCGGUAAAUACCAGGAAGGUGUGGACGAACCCGACCCCGCCAAGUGGAAAGCAAACCUUCGCUGUGCUCUGAACAAAAGCCGAGAGUUCCAGCUGAAGUACGACGGCACUAAAGAGACUCCGGUCCAACCGUAUAAAAUCUACGAGGUCUGUGAGCAGCCCGGGAACGCAGAUGCUGUUGAUGACGAGGAUGAAGAGAUGCCCAAUCUGAUGGAGCUCAGCAUCAACCCCAGGAUCAGUGACCCCCCCUCCUACAGCCCCUUCACAGCCCCUUCAGAGGUGGAUCAGUUCAGUCUGUCCAGCAAUGGGACAUUUGGACCUCCACAUUUGAUCCCCAUACCCCUCCUUCCAGAACAAGACCUGCCCAUGACCUCUGACCUGCCCAUGACCUCUGACCUGCCCAUGACCUCUGACCUGCCCCUGACCUCGGAGCUCCAGGCUCGGGGUGGGCUGUUGGAUCAGAGGAGCUUCGUCCACCCUGCAGGACUCUCUAACGGACUCCAGGACUUGAAUUCUCUGCCCCCCCAAGCUGUCUCUGCUCCCCCGCAUCCGUCCCCAAUGGAGGCUAGCAGCAUGGGGGGCGUCCAGAACCAGGGAGACCCUCAAAACCACCAACCCUGCGACCUGCUGAGCAGCGUUCCACUAACAGAUCUGGACCUAAAGUUCCAGUACCGGGGCCGGACGAUGGGCUCUCUGUCCGUCAGUAACCCUCAGGGCUGCCGGUUGUACUACGGACACCUGGAGCCGACCCCGGAGCAGGUGGACCUGUUCGGACCCGUCAGCCUGCAGCAGGUACGGUUCCCGGGAACGUCUGACAUUCAGAACCAGAAGCAGCGGUUCUACACCGAUGCCUUGCUGGACGUGAUGGACCGUGGCCUGAUCCUGGAGAUCUGGCAGCAGGACAUCUACGCUGUCCGUCUCUGUCAGUGUAAGGUGUUCUGGUCUGGACCAGGCAUUCCCGAACAGGGUCCACCGAACCCCAUGGAGAGGGAAAAGAAGAUCAAAGUGUUCAGCCUCAACGACUUCCUCCAAGGGCUGAUCCUGUUCCAGCGAGGGGAAGCUCAGAACCCGCCCCCCUUUGAGAUCUACUUCUGCUUCGGGGAGGACUGGCCCGACAGGAAACCCAAAGAGAAGAAACUCAUUAUAGUGCAGGUGGUUCCUGUGGUAGCUCGGAUCCUGACCGAGAUGUUCUCUGGAGAACUCAGCUGGUCCACAGAUAGCAUCCGCCUGCAGAUCUCCAACCCUGACGUGAAGGACCAAACGGUGGAGCAGUUCAAAGAGCUGCAGAGGCUCCUGCAGAACCAGCACAUCCAGGGACCCUGGAACCCCAACGUCCCCUGAACACCAGGAACCUGAUAGGAGGACUGCAUCAUCAUCAUCAUCAUCAUCAUAAUCAUCAUUGGCAGCAGCUCCGGGACUCGCAGAGGUUCAGGAGAUCCUGAGACAAACAGCGAAUCCACAUCCUGUUGAGAUUUGUACUGAACUAGUCCUUUAAUGAACCCUGCAGUCCAGGUUCAGGUCCACGAUGCUGAUUGUGUAUAUAUACUGUAUAUGUAUAUAAACUUGCAGUAUACUGUAUACAUACAUAUACUGUAUAUAUACAGUAUACUGAAAGUUAAAGCAGCAACAGGGAAUAUUCAUUGUGAGUAGACUAUGGCGCCCCCUGUGGACAGAAGCGGUACUGUUUCCUAUAAAACGAUGUAACAUAUUUCUUCUGUAAACAGCGGCGAGGUAAUGUGAGAUCAAUGAUGUUUUUAUAACCGAAGUUUAAACGUAACCAUACAACUAACAGCCGGUUUGCUGUAAAACCGGCGCCAGAAUAGGACGACGGGACAUUCAAGGGGUUGUGGUGACCAUAAGCUGGUGAAGCAUCCAUCGGUAGCGACCACGUCAUGCUAGCUUGUGAGGGAAUAAUAAAAUAAUUAACAGGUUAAAUAACGCUCCAAAGUUAGGCUAAAUAUUGGUGAUGGAAAAACUGGCAUGGCUGUUUUCAAAGGGAUCCACUGACCUCUGACCGGGUUCUAUGGUUACCCACAAGUCUCCCCUUUACAGACACUUUGUGCGCUUUUUGUAUUCAGUAUAAAUUUGUGUACUUGAUUAUUUCUGCUCCAUAAACGGUACAGGAAUUUCAUAAAACAAAGUCUUUAAUACUGAUCUCACACUGUCCUCUGACCUUUUAACUUCUGAUGCAUUUAAUGACCACAAAUACAUCAGUGUGUCUGUAAACUGUUUGACAUCAUUUCAGUUACUUUCAGUGAGUGUAUUCAGGAUUUCAAUAAACGCCGCUGCAGUAUUCUUUCAUACA